AUGCCAAUUUCGACUCGCCUCCAUCUCUUUGCAAGGCCUUUACUCUCUUCCUCUCUCCUUUACCCUUUGCGCCAGAAUGGAAUCAGAACAAUAUUGACCAGGAUUGGCACAAGGAACUUCUCGCUUUCUUCUACAGUUUCAGCUGAAGCUUCCGGUUUAGAAUGUGAUGAGAUCUUCGAUGACGUGAAAGCGGCAGAGAAAAAUAAUGCACUUUGCUUGGCUGUCUCGCAGCUCGCUAGCGAGUUUAGCAAGGAGUCAAUGUUAUCUUUGCGGAAGUUUUUCGGUGUACGCUAUGCCAAUGUGGUAUCUACUGGCUCUUUGAAGCUUGACUUAGCUCUUGGAGUUGGAGGAUUACCAAAGGGUAGGAUUGUUGAAAUUUAUGGACGAGAAGCAGCUGGUAAGACGACUCUUGCCCUUCAGAUUAUUAAAGAAGCUCAAAAGCUUGGAGGAUAUUGUGCAUAUCUUGAUGUAGAAAGUGCAUUAGACCUUUCACUUGUGGAGUCAAUGGGUGUAAAUACCAAAAACCUUCUCAUCUCAAAUCCAGACUGUGCGGAAAAUUUGUUGAGCAUGGUUGAUACAUUAACAAAAAGUGGAGCUGUAGACGUGAUUGUGGUUGAUAGUGUUGCUGCUCUUGUCCCAAAAUGUGAACUUGAUCAAUUGGGAGUUGCUACGAGUCAUGAUUUACAUUCACGAAUGAUGACUCAAGCACUACGGAAAAUUAAUUAUUCAUUAUCCCGCUCCCAAACUCUCUUAGUUUUUGUUAAUCAGGUUAGAUUUAGUCCAAAAUUAUUCGGGGGACGUGGACCUAUGGAAGAGGUCACUUGUGGUGGAAACGCUUUGAGAUUCUAUGCAGCUGUUCGUUUGCGACUUUCAAGAACGGGAUUGAUCAAAACCGAAGAUAAGGUUGAGGGUAUUACGGUAUGUUGCCAAGUAGUAAAAAAUAAACUAGCACCCGCAGCAAUGAAAAAAGCUGAACUAGGUAUCAAGUUUGGAAGAGGCUUUUGCCAAGAAUCAGAGGUCUUUGAUUUGGCUUGUGAACACGGACUCAUUAUGAAAGACAAAGGGAACUAUUUUAUUGAAGGGGAGGCUCUUAGUAGUAGAGAAGCUGCUGAAGUAUUUUUGGUUAAAAAUAAGAAGAUUUGUGACAAGUUAGUUAUGGACAUGAAACGACUUUAUCUUUAA
Molecule: messenger RNA, 1182 nt
Organism: Lathyrus sativus (Indian pea)
Lineage: Eukaryota; Viridiplantae; Streptophyta; Magnoliopsida; Fabales; Fabaceae
Source: the annotation of a GenBank genome assembly